Messenger RNA from Cylindrotheca closterium, 1299 nucleotides. The record is from the annotation of a GenBank genome assembly. Lineage: Eukaryota; Bacillariophyta; Bacillariophyceae; Bacillariales; Bacillariaceae.
AUGCUGUUCCGUGCCGCUGUUUCCUUUUUAAUCCUGGCUUUGGCCAUGGCUGCCGAUCAAGCUCCAGAAAAUCCAACUGGAUGUCUCACUGAAGUUGAUCUCGACAUUGACUACUUUCCUGACAAGGUCUUUCCCCAGCACUCGCAACUGUGGGAAGUCGAGUACCACAAGACUUACAAGGUUGUCACCAACAACAACUUUCCCGAUCAAAAGUACUUGUUGUAUCUUUGUGGAUCAGAAAUCCCGGUAGGUGUCGGUGAAACCCUGGCCAUCCCAAUUCCAAUUCAAUCAAACGGUGGCUACAGCAUCACUACUACCACUGCCAUCAGCCACUUGGAACUGAUGGAAGUGGACACGUUUGCCAAGGGAUACAUUACCAGUCCGGAAUGGAUCGCAAGCAACUGCUUCAAGGACAAGAUCGAAGCAGGAGACAUCACCACCGUUCCAGGUGCCUGGAGUGGCGAGGCGAUUCCAGAAUCUCUCAAGGAUUUGGUAACCUUCCUCAACCCAGGUUCCUCCUACUCGGUGAACCUAACCUACCCAAUCUUUGUCAAUGAGUACCUCGAAAAGACCAACCUAGCUGUCGGAGAAUGGCACAAGUUCUACUCGGCAUUCUUCAAUACCGAAAAGAAGGCCAAUCAAGACUUUGAUGGCAUGACACAACGCUACGAAUGUGUCUCGCACAAUGCCCAAUCCUUGAGUGCUGAUAGCACCAAGAAGAAGGUCAUCUUUGGAAGUUGGUCCGACUGGUCCAAGGCCUGGAGCUUUGGUCCAUGUCCCAACUACUAUUGCGACUGGGUAUCCGAUUGUGGAGGAGAAUAUCUAGUCAAUGACUCUGGUUUCUUGGACGAUGCCGCCUUUAUUGAGUACGCCAAGGAUGCCGACAUUUUGCUCUGGGCCAGCCACGGUCCCCCAUAUUUCAAUGAGACUUAUGCUGACAAGAAGGAGGUCUUGGACCAACUCAAGGCGGUCCAAAACGAGAUGGUCUUUGACUCUACCAAGGAUGGUCUGAACACAUGGCACGAGCACCGUUUGGUCGAAUUCGACGUAGUGUUGGAAGACAUUUGCAGCAUUAUUUCUGGAACUGGUCUCCUCCCCCAUCAACGAGAGUUCUUUCGCAACGUCUUUACCGAAGAAAUUGGCUCUGUUGCUGAAUGUGUGGAUGGAGAAUCCUCAUUCACAUUGAAGGCAGACGAAUGCGUCAGAAUUGGCGAAGAAUCAUCCGAAAGUAGCUCUGCUGUUCGUGCCAUGGCCAGCCUCUUUUCCAUGGGAACUUUUUUGUGGUCCAUGAUUGCCUAA